AUGGCAUCUCGCAUCCCAGGCAAGAUCCUCAUAAUCGGCGCAACCGGCGCCGUGGCGUCGCAGCUAACCAAAACGCUCCUCUCCCUCCCAAACCCCCCACCCCUGCGGCUAUCAACUCGAAGGAAAACAGACGCCGUCUUCCCAGCUUGCGUCCAAGACAUUUUCAACGUCGAGGUUGUCCAGGCGGACCUUACGGAUCCCUCCACAUACCCAGCCCUCUUCAACCCAGGUGCGGACGGGGUCAACAUAACCAAGCUGUUCCUCUACGCACCGCCUACUCCACCACCAUCAGUCAAAGAGCUCAUCGCCUACGCAAAGAACGCCGGGGUGCAGUAUAUAACCUUCCUCAGUUCCUACGGCGUGAGAUUCGUGCCGGACGGGUACAUUGCGCAUCACCACGGAAUCCAUGAAGAUGCGAUUAAAAACGCAGGGAUAAAACACACGUUCCUGCGACCGGGGACAUUCGCAUCUAAUGCUGUAAACUUCUUCAUCCCCAUGGUCAAGGCGCAGCCGGGGUAUGGGGAGUAUGCUGCGAAUGGACAGGGGAAGUUAGUCCUCCCACUACCAUUCCCGGGUAUGCUCUGUGCCCCAGUUGCGGAGAAGGAUAUCGCGGAUGUUGCGGCGGUGGCGCUUAGCACGGAUAGGCUUGUGGAUCAGGUUGUUGAGCUUUGUGGGACGAGGGUUUUGAGUAUAGAGCAGCAGGUGGAGGUGAUUAAUCGGGUUCGAAGGGAGGAGGGGAAGGUUGAGAUUGAGGUCUUGGGGGUCGGCGAGGAUGAGUGGGUUGCGAAGGUAGCUGGAGUUCUUCCGGAACCUGUUGCGAGGGAGUUUAUGAAUUGGUGGAGGAAGUGUGAUGGGGUUGUUGAGAUGGAUCCUAGCAUUCCAUCCCGCAGUCGGCUGGUUCGCCAACACGCUGGAGCUAGCGUGUUGUUAUACUGA
Molecule: messenger RNA, 936 nt
Organism: Aspergillus mulundensis
Lineage: Eukaryota; Fungi; Ascomycota; Eurotiomycetes; Eurotiales; Aspergillaceae
Product: SDR family oxidoreductase
Exons: 1
Coding region: 1-936 (311 amino acids)
Source: RefSeq, a predicted model, not a curated record